AUGCCGGUGGCACAAAUCCUCCAGUCAAUGGAUGCCACGGUGAUGGUGUGCCACUCGCGCACACCAGACAUGCAAUUGUUCCUCAAGCAAGCUGACAUCGUAGUCGCUGCAAUUGGCAAGCCAGAAUUCGUGCGUGGCGAUUGGCUGAAGCCAGGCUGUGUUGUCAUCGACGUCGGCAUCAAUGCAAUUGACGACGCCACGAAGAAGCUCGGGCAUCGUCUGGUCGGUGACGUGAACUACAAGGAAGCCCAAGGAGUCGCAUCGCAGAUUACUCCCGUGCCGGGUGGUGUAGGUCCAAUGACCAUCGCGAUGCUCAUGAAGAAUACCUUGAACUUGGCCCGUCACAGCGUCCACCUCGCCCGCAUUCCGCUACGACGGGGCGUGACUCCUCCACCGGCAGCACCCUCCUACGCGGCUAAGACAGAGGCGAAGGGCCCGUCCCUGGCGCUCCCGAAGGGUGAGGACCUGGCCGUGGUGGUCUCGUGCAAGGGCCAGAACAUCUGGGAGGCCGCUGUUGCCUCGCAGGCGUUGCGUGUGAAGGUGCAGGAGGUGACCAGCUCCAACUUGCCACCGGCUUUGCUGCUGGAGGGCGACAAGAACGGAGAUGCUGUCUCGUUGGUGUCCCUCACGCAGAACAACAAGGUGCUUUGCACUGUGAAGGGCAUUACCGAGGCUGUUGCCGCCUUGAGCAGCAAUGGCCCUGCAGCAUCUGCAUCCGCAGCACCUGUACAGGCUGUGAAACUCAAGGGUGAUGUCGCUCUCGUGGUUGGCUGCCACGGAAACGUUUGGGAGGCAGCAGUAUCUGCCGGCAAGCUCCGGCAGAAGAUGAAGGAUCUGUCUGGAAUGGAAGCUUUGCCCCCAGUUGUGAUGGAGUCCGGGCAAGCCGACGGUGUGUCGGUGAUUGCUCUCGGCAAGGACAUCAAGCACUCGACCGUGGUCUGCAAGGCCGCGGGUGUCAGUGAUGCCUUGACGGCAUUGGGCUGA
Symbiodinium necroappetens is the source of this 984-nucleotide messenger RNA. The record is from the annotation of a GenBank genome assembly. Lineage: Eukaryota; Dinophyceae; Suessiales; Symbiodiniaceae.